Penaeus monodon (black tiger shrimp) is the source of this 1101-nucleotide messenger RNA. RefSeq names its product replication factor C subunit 4-like. The record is from RefSeq and is a predicted model, not a curated record. Lineage: Eukaryota; Metazoa; Arthropoda; Malacostraca; Decapoda; Penaeidae. Gene Ontology annotation, biological process: DNA repair; DNA-templated DNA replication. Gene Ontology annotation, molecular function: DNA binding; DNA clamp loader activity; ATP binding. Gene Ontology annotation, cellular component: nucleus; DNA replication factor C complex.
AAGACUUUCAUUUAACCCCAACGGUUUGUUUACAUGGCAAAGCGCGCGAAACAGAGCGAAGGAAGGAGGACGUAACACUAUAACGUCUAUUUUCUUGUUUUCUUGUUGUUUUAAGUGUGUGUGGCCAUGCAUGCCUUCUUGAAGACUGGUAAACUUGCGGCAGGAGGUGGGCAGGCUGGACCAAGUAAAGAGAAAGUGGUGAGGAAGAAAGCACCGAUUCCAUGGGUUGAAAAAUAUCGACCGAAGACAGUAGAAGAAGUUGCUUAUCAGGAUGAGGUUGUGUCUGUCCUGAAAAGCACUUUACAAGGAGCUGAUCUGCCAAAUUUGUUGUUCUAUGGUCCACCAGGUACAGGUAAAACUUCAACAAUCCUAGCUGCUUCCAGACAGUUGUUUGGUGAUCUAUUCCGACAAAGAGUAUUAGAGCUUAAUGCUUCAGAUGAGAGAGGCAUUCAGGUUAUCAGAGAGAAGGUAAAGACCUUUGCCCAGACCACAGUAUCUAGCACAAGACCCGAUGGCAAACCAUGUCCUCCUUUCAAGAUCAUUAUCCUAGAUGAGGCUGACUCAAUGACUAAUGCAGCUCAAGCAGCCCUCAGGCGAACAAUGGAAAAGCAGUCUAAGACAACAAGAUUCUGUCUUAUCUGUAAUUAUGUGUCACGUAUUAUUGAGCCGCUGACAUCCAGGUGCUCCAAGUUUCGAUUUAAACCACUAGCACAAGGCAUCCUACUGAAAAGGCUUACCUAUAUCUGUGAGGAGGAGAAUGUUAAGUACGAAGAUUCUGUCCUGGAAACCUUGAUUGGGACAAGUGAAGGUGAUUUACGAAGAGCCAUUACUACGCUGCAAUCAGCUGCAAGAUUGAGGUCAGGCGAACAAAUAUCCAAAGAAGAUAUCUAUGAAAUAACAGGAGUUGUCCCAGACAAGUGGCUUACAGAAUUAAUGGAAGUAUGUGCUACAAACUCAUAUGAGAAGCUGAGUGACUUUGUAAAUCUCAUGAUGGCAGAGGGGUAUUCUGCUACACAAAUACUCAACCAAAUACAUGAUAUCAUAAUGACCAACAACCAGCUCAAUGACAUUCAGAAGGCUGCAGUAUAUGAGAGGCUAGCU